GAGAAGCGGAGAGGACAAGAAACAGCAGGAGCAUUUUUCAUCUCGUAAUUCAGACUUGUAUUUACAAACAGUGCACCCAGCAACAUGCAUCUGCACAUGUUAGUGGUGCUUGUGCUUUGCUCUUGUACCUGUGGAGAAAACCCUGCAAUUCAAAUGAUCCUGAACAACAAAGGACUUCAGUAUGCAAAAAACACAGUUACAGACUGGACUCAGAAGAUUUUGGGGAACAUCACCCUCCCCGACAUCAGUGGUAAAGUUCACAUAGGCUUCUUGGGCAGCAUAGACUACACACUAACAGGCACUAGUGUAAGAAAGUGUGACCUCCCACAACCAUCUGUUGAGUUCUCACCUGGAACCACAGGAGUCAAUGCAUCCAUGUUAGGCCUCAGUGUUGCACUAACUGGAGAGUGGAAGACACACUAUGGCUGCAUACAUGAUGGUGGAUCCUUUGACAUGGCUUUGUUUAAUGUGGAUGUGGUAUCUGCAGUGGAGCUGGGGGAAAAUGCUGACGGGCAUUUGUCUGUCACCACUGUCAGCUGUGACGCUCAAGUUGGAUAUGUGGACAUACGCUUCCGUGGUGGAGCGAGUUGGAUGUUCCGACCAUUUGUGAGCCAGUUCAGACAACAUAUCAGACGUAAAAUAGAGAGCAGUAUUUGCUCUCAUGUGGAGGAAUUGACUGCAGACCUAGACUACCAUCUACAGACAAUGAAUGUUUCCUUUGAUGUGGGUCAAGCUCUUACGAUGAACCUCUCUCUCACUGGUUCGCCUGUCAUUGAUGUUUCAAGUCUGAAUCUAGGACUGAAGGGAGAGUUCUUCAAUAUUAAAACUCACAGUGAGCCUCCAUUUGAUGCCCAGCCUUUCACUGUGCCUGAGCAGCACGGCUACAUGUUUUCAGUGGGUUUGUCAGAAUUCACCCUGAACUCUGCUUCCUAUGGAUUGUACUCCGCCGGAGUGUUUCAGGCCUUCAUCACCGACAGCAUGAUCCCUCCAGACUUUCCUCUGCACCUAAAUACCAGCUCAAUGGGACCAUACAUCCCUCAGCUCCCAAAAAUGUUUCCAGGUCUGCCAAUGAAUCUGCAGGUUUAUGCCACAGAGGUUCCCAUGUUUUCCUUCCAGUCUGGUGUUGUUAGACUGGGUUUCCUGGGUGCUGUCAAGGCUUUUGCAAUCCAGUCAAACGGUACUCAGACACCACUGUUCAAACUCAGUGUGAUCUCAAACUUGAGCAGUAGAGCAUGGGUUGAUUCUGGAAGAGUGAAAAGCUCGAUUUCACUGGACAAUUUUACUCUGACACUGAUGGAAAGUGAAGUAGGAGCCUUUAAGAUCACAGCUUUAGAAAAAUGUACAAGGAGAGGAAUUGAAAUGGGCUUAGCAAAGCUGAAUGAGUAUUUGGGAAAAGGUGUACUUUUACCCAGAAUGAAACAAGCACAGCUGGUCAACUCAGUUCUGAAGGUGGAGCAGGGAUUCAUAGCCAUCUUUUCAGACGCUGAAGUGUCAACAAACAGACGCUUCAAACAACAGGCAAACACACUUGUGUAUCUUUGAUAGUGACAAACGUACGAGUGUGUUUAGAAGAUAAAAUUGCUUCUAUCCCAGUCUGAUCUUAAAAUGAAAAUAAUUACCGCUCGACUAUAAAAUGCAAAUUCAGAAUUAACACACAUUCAACCAUUGCGAGAAAUCAACAAGUCUGCAAUUCAGCUUCAAAUGUUGUAUAUAGGCUACACACUGCCAGGUCUUUCUAUAGAAUAAUAAAAUCACUUUUUAGGGUUCAAGUACAAGGUGCGUAGAACCCUAUUGAAACUGAA
Molecule: messenger RNA, 1802 nt
Organism: Solea solea (common sole)
Lineage: Eukaryota; Metazoa; Chordata; Actinopteri; Pleuronectiformes; Soleidae
Gene: bpifcl
Product: BPI fold containing family C, like
Exons: 16
Coding region: 85-1542 (485 amino acids)
Molecular function (GO): lipid binding
Source: RefSeq, a predicted model, not a curated record